CGCCAAUAUUGGUAAUAUAAUAUUUGACAAAUAUUACAUUAAUAUUUAUCAGAUUGCUAUAGCUUGUUGUUUUCUAAAUAUUGUAUAAAUGAUUUAUUAAUCAUUUGGAAAUAUUCAAAUUUAGUAUCCGAUGAGUUACGAAAUUUGACGAAAAAGAACGCGGGAAAUCAUCAUUUCCUUCUUUAUCUCUGCAUCAUUGAGCGUCCAUUUUGCAUAUUGGUGAAUUUUAAGACUUAGACCAUUUAACGUGAAUUACAGAACAUAGGUGAAUAAUAAAAGGUGCAAAACGAUUUUAAGUCUAUAAAACUAUAUAUAGUGGCAAAGUGGUAUAUCUUCACAAAAAGAAUCAUAAAAUAAAAAUGCCUAAGGAAGUUUCAAGUAGACACAGAAACCGUCUUCUGCAAAAGAUGGUGAACACAACCAUAUCAGAAAUAAAUAAAGAAGCAAUGCUUCGUGUAAAUACUGCGACUACCUCGUCGCUAUCCUCUGAGAUAUUUUCGAGAAACACCGUUUCAAAUGAAGAUCGUUCUGAGAGUGAUUCCUUAUCUUCUAAUAAUGAACAACCAGAUUUGUUAGACAUACCGAAUAAUUGGAUUAGUUCAGAUGACGAUUAUGAUAUGCAUGAUGGAGAAGACAAUGGUUCAACUAAUAUUUUAGAUGACGUUAUGCAGGAAACCGAGGAGACCGCUGGUUUGACACUUACUGAAAAAUUAUGUACUUGGGCUACAGAAGAAAAUAUUUGCCAGACUAAAUUAAAAAAAUUAUUGGAUAUUCUUAAAGCAGAGACGGACUUAGAAGCCUUUAAGGAUCUUCCCAAAGAUCCUCGAACAUUGCUACAAACGCCAAGGAAAAGUUUGGUGAAAACACUGGAUAAUGGAAAUUUUCAUUAUUUUGGCAUAACAAAUUCCUUGAAUAAUUUUCUUCGACAAUGUAAUUAUGUCGUUUCGAAGAAAGACAAAAUUGAAUUAAUAGUAAACAUUGACGGUUUGCCUUUAAAUUUAAGUUCAACAAGUUCAUUGUGGCCGAUUUUGAUAAGAGUGGAUUCACUUGAAAAACUGAAAAAUUAUGUUGUUAUGGUGGGUGCUUUCCAUGGAUAUGCUAAACCCUCAUCCUCAAAUAAUUAUUUAAAAGAAUUUAUCAAUGAGUGUUCUGAAUUAACAACUAAUGGCAUUUUAAUACAAAAUAACAACCUCGAAUUCCGUGUCAAAAUGUUCGUAUGUGAUGUACCGGCAAAAUCUUUUAUUUUGAAUGUAAAAGGACACACAUCUGAAAAUGGUUGCACAAAAUGCCAUGAAGCAAGUAAAAGAGUUAAUUACGUAAUGUGUUAUGAAAAUAUUGAAAACCUUCAGCUACGAACAGAUGCCGAGUUUAGAUUAAAUCUUGACCAAAAUCAUCACGUCGGAAGUACCUUGCUGAUGGAGUUACCAAAAUUUGAUCUGAUAAAAGACAUCCCCUUAGACUACAUGCAUUUGGUAUGUUUGGGUGUAGUAAAAAGGUUAAUUUGCAACAAAACUUUUGGCUGGGUCUCGGGAAAACGCCCUUUUAAAUUAUCAGCAACACAGAUACAACAAAUCUCCCAGCAUAUAACUCUAAUUCGGCAAUUUAUUCCAGUUGAAUUUUCUCAUAGAAAAUGUCGAGGACUUGAUAAUUGUGCUCGCUUUAAUGCCGCUGAAUUCCGACUUUUGUUGCUCUAUACAGGCCCUGUAGUUUUUAAAAACUUUCUUAAAGCUGAUUUUUACUACAAUUUCCUCUGUCUUCAUGUUGCUAUAAGGAUUCUUUGCAAUGUCGACCUUUCAAAUGACCCAAAAUUCGUAGAAUAUGCACGAGAACUGAUUAAGUCUUUCGUGAAAAAUUCCGGAAAAAUUUACGGUCCUGAUUUCGUCUCCUUUAAUGUACAUGGUCUCUUACAUUUGGUUAACGAUGUUGAAAGAUUUGGUACACUCGAUAAUUUCUCAGCAUUUCCCUUCGAAAACCACAUGCAGAGCAUUAAAAAAAUGAUAAGAAAAAGUGAAAAGCCUCUUCAGCAAAUUAUUAAUCGUGUAUCAGAGAGUGUUUCUACAAGAAUAUAUCUUUCUAAUGAAGAAAAGAUUUCUUUUUUGCAUCAACACACAGGCGGUCCCUUGUUGGACAGGUGCUGCUCACCUCAGUAUAAAUGCCUUAAAAUUAAAUCUUUAACGUUCAAAGUGAAUGAAGCUGACUGUUUUGCAAUUUUAGAAAACAAUAGUAUUAUUAAAAUCAUAAAUUUUGCUACAUUGGAUAAUGAAGUUUGCGCUCUAGGACAAGCAUUUAGAAGGACGUCGCCGUUCUUUAACAAACCAUGUUCGUCAGAAGAGCUACAAAUAUUUUUAAUUAAUAAUGACUUGAGCCCAUUAAAAGUAUAUUGUUUAUCAAAAAUCAAAAAUAAAAUGAUUGUCUUACCAUACGUCGAUGAGCAAUUCACUGGUUACACAACAAUGUGGAGUGUCGUGUAUUUUGUCGAUGAUGAAACAUUUGAGGUGGUUCCCAACUUUUGGGUUGCCAAGGAGGAUGAUCGCUGUUCCUUUCCACAUUAUCAGGCAUACAAAUUGUAUGAGACGAUAAGAAAACGCAAAAGCCCGGAAACUAACUGGAAUAUUUAUAAAAUCCAGCAUCUUGCUACUUACAGUGAUUUUAAUGUUGCUCAAGAUCAAUGCGACAAUGCAAGAAAUGGUAAAGAGUUAAUGGCCGAAGAAAUUGAGAAGGUUGAGGAAAAACCUAAGGGCAAAGGUUAUCGGAAGCGGCUGUGUAAUAAAAAUUUAACAGAUUUUACUGUGCUAAAUAGUACAGAAGACGAAGAAGAAGAUUUUAGUUUAAAAUUACCUUCUUUAAACAGAAAGGUUAAUAAAGACGAUGCAAAAACCAUUGGUUCCAGUGCGGAAACCAUUCUCUCGAAAAUCGAUUUUGGCCUAGGCUCGCAAACCAUGGCUCCUGCCAGUACAAAAAUCAUUGCUGUGAGGGAACACCACAAUAAACAGGAAGAAUGUCCUAUUGAAAUUACUGGGAUAGAGAAUUUAAAUUCCUUACAAUACGAGCAGGAUACCCUAGAGUUAAUAAAAAAAAAAAUUGAUGAAAUGGAUGCCAAAAAUGAAGAAUUUCAAAGAAGAGUAUUUAGAAUUCUGUUUACUAUUGAAAAAAAAUUAAAUGAUCUGGAGAAAACUGCAAUCGCGAAUCCUCAAAGAGCCGAUGUAUCAGCCAAUGAUGAACCAGAUGAUUUUAGAGAAAUUUGUGAACUGUUUCCAAUUGACUCUCCUGAAAAGUUGCAGGUCAUUGAAGAGUCUCUUGAGGAUGCAAAUUUGCGAACGAAAUUGGCCAAAAGAUUCUCCAUGGUUGGUGGUGAGGCACCGAAAGAAGUAACCAGAUCAGUUCUGUACCUAAUGGUUACCAACAAAUUGGCCGCACAGUACAGUUUUGAUGGAGGAAGAGGAAAACUAAAAUUUAAAAAUUUAAAACUGUUCCAGUUACUGUUAGAUUCUGUAAGAGCAAAUACCAAAACGAAGGAGGCAACAACUGCUGAUAUAUUAAAGGAGCUAAGGCAAUGGUUAGCUCAAGCUCCGUUCAGGAAAAAUGAAAAAUAAUUUUAUAGAAAAUUAGAAUGAAUCGGAAGCAUUGUUCCAAAAAAUUGUUUUUUUUUGUUAAACAUGUAAUUUAUUUUUGUUACCUA
Molecule: messenger RNA, 3679 nt
Organism: Brassicogethes aeneus
Lineage: Eukaryota; Metazoa; Arthropoda; Insecta; Coleoptera; Nitidulidae
Source: the annotation of a GenBank genome assembly